GAGGAGGAGGUUAUAGGUGAGCUCAGCAGCUCGGUGUGUAUCUCCCUCACACAUACACACACUUGACACACUCUCUGUAGUGUUACUGGAGCAAAGAAGUCAGAGCUCUCUCUUUAUCAACUCUUCAGAGAAAGGGAGCGAGGGUUAGAGAGAGAGAGAGAAUAAAACUGCGUCUGUGGGGGAUAAGGAUUUUUAUCGUUUCCUCGUGAAACCAGGGACUGCCAAGAUGUUUAAAAAGAAACCCAAGAAUGUAACUCCCCCCAAAACCAAGAAGGUACCCUCAAAACUCUCUCAACUGAUUGAACGACUGCAAGUAAAUGCAGAUAAUGUGGAGAAGAAUAUCUACAAGGUGGAGGAGUGCCUGCUGCAAGAUAUCAGGAGGAUAGAGGAUGGGAAAGAGUUCAUAUUCCGUGAGGAAACUACCAAGUUGAUGGAUGAGUCUGAUAACCUGCUGGUAGACCUUCAGAACGAUGCUCAGACAGCCAAUGCUGAGAAGCAUCCGCAGUCUGACAUGAUUGUGGAAGAUAUCAAGCAGUUGAAACAAAGAGUGCAGAAGCUGCGAUCGGAACAUGAGAAGGUUUACAACCUGACCCGGACGGAUGGAAUUCCUACAAUUGACUGGUCCAAAAUGAUCGAAGAGAAACAAGCUGAACUGAAUAACCAAGGCUUUGGCAACGAGCUGCCAUUUGUUGAUCAGCAACUGGAACACCACCAGCUCUUCACCAAAGAGGUUGAAACAAUUGGGGACCACAUCAAGAAGAAUGAGGACCAGGACUACAUCAGUGGUAUUCAACUGAAGUACAACAAACUGUUGAGCUUUGUGGGCCGACACCUAGAGGCGAAAGAAGCGACCGUUAAUAAACUGCAUGAAGAAGGCAAUAAACUGCUACAAGCAAAUCACCCAGGGAAGAAUGCUAUCGAGGCUCACAUGGAAGCUGUUCAUGCUGACUGGAAAGAAUACCUCAACCUGCUAAUCUGUGAGGAGAACCACCUCAAGAACAUGGAUGACUACCACAAGUUUUACAAAGAUGCAAAGGACAUGCAGGAUCUUCUGAAGAAAGUUGACACUGAUCUGGAUCAGAAGUACAAUCCAGAAUUCAAGGAUGAAUUCCAGCUUCAGACUCUGCUGCGUGACCUUGAAGACCAGGAUCGAGCGCUGGACAAGUACGAUGACGCAGUGAAAACUCUGAAGAAACGUAGCCAGCAGGUGCUGCCUCUCAAGUAUCGGCGCGCCAACCCUCCCAAACCCGUCCCAGUAGAGGCUCUUUGUGACUUCGAUUCUGAAGAAACACAUAUCCAACGUGGGGAGAGAUAUACAUUGAAUAAGAACCUCAAUGGAACUCACUGGGAAGUGUCGGAUACGGCUGGUCAGAAACAGAAAGCUCCUGCUGUUUGUUUUAUUAUUCCUCCGACUGACCCUGAGGCCGUAGCCAUUGGUGAUGACAUCACCAAUCAAUACAAUAGUGUCAAACAGAAGAGUGGCAGUACCAAGAACGUUCUCCAGAAACGUUUCAACGAGAUUAACCAAGUUAACAAACCAGUGGUGAAGACCCCCCAGGUUCCUGUCUCAAAUACCCAGGACCAGCAAUGUCUGAAACUGCUAUCAGACUUGGAUAAGAUUCAGAAUGAUGUUGCCAAACAGGAGAAGGCAAUCCAGUCCUGUACACGGCCACCCCUGGAGCAGAAGAAGCCCAUCCAGGACAGCAAGGACCGUAUCCAGGAUCUAAAGAACAUCAGUGGUUCGAUCGGCCAGAUUGAAAUAACAAAGAUGUCCAAAGAAAGGGAGUGUCAGGGAUUUCUGUCACAGUAUCCCCAAGUGGCUGGUGCCCCUCAACUUCGUACCAAACUGGAUGACACGAACAACAAAUUUGACCAGGUCAGCCUCCUGCUCAGCUGCUCCGAGGAGAAGGCCCAGGCUGCCAACAAGUUGGAGAACACCCUCCAGAAAGGCAGAACCACUUUGUCAGAAUAUGAGAACAAAUUGCUCAAGGAUCAGACUGUUCCAGAUAGCAUCUGGGGACUGGACAGCAAGAAGCAGGAACUUGAUGCCAUGCGCUCAGAUCUCAAAUCCAAGAAAGCAAUUCUUCAGGAGGCUGACCAGGACUUGAACAAAGUGAAGAGAACCUGCAACGUGCUGACCGACAACUUUCAGGAGCACUGUCCUGAUGUCGAGCGACAGACCACUGAGGUCAAGAAACUAAACCAGCGCUACGACAACCUCAACAAGCAACUGGACAUUCGGUCUGAAAAUCUACAAAACGCCAAGAAUGCAUACUCCAGUUUCCGGAGUGGGAGUGAUGCGCUGGACAGCUGGCUCUCCAAUAUACCGAGCUAUGAACCCCGGGAGACCGACAGUGCAAAGACCAUCGAUAACAAACUGAAGAAUCAAAUGCGUGUUUUAACAGAUAUUACUAACAAGGAGCCUGAACUAGCGAAAGUAUCCAGUAAUGCUCAGCAAUAUCAACAAGCAGCUAAGGAUUAUGAACUUGAGGCUGAGAUGUUUAAAUCGUUGAUCAACCCAGAUAAUGUGCAUAUGUCUUCUAAAAAACCAAAAUUCACAUCGCCAGCUGACAAGAUUAAAGAGGAGGAAACCGCCCUGGCCACCAAAUUUACAGCAGUGAAAGCCGCGAACAGUCAGCGUAUGCAGAACCUGGAGUUUGCGCAGGGCCUAUUGAAACAGCAACCAGAAAUGGAACAGAUCCAGCAACAGGUUCAGUCAAGAAGCUACGCUGCAGCGCCUAAGUUUGGGCAGGAUAAACAAUUGAACGAUGAGAUGCAACGCCGGCUGGAAAUGGAGAACGAAAUAAAGAAAGUGCAGCAGGAAAUUUCAGCCCUGGAGGGUCAGAAGCUCAAGGGGUCACUGGUCAAGAAAGAGGUUGUGAAGAAGAUUGCUGACCCACAGCUCGAUGAGGAGAUGCACAGGGUUCAGGAAGCUUUGGCCGACGAGCAAUUGCAAAGCAAGUCCCUCGAGAAUGAGCUGGAGAUCUUGCGUCGCAAGCUGCACGCUCUGGAGCAAGCAAAGAAAGAUCCUGCCAAGCAGUAUGUGGUCAAGGAGGUUCUUCGAAUCGAGCAGGACAAGGAUCAGGAGAAUGAGAUCCUGAGGCUCAGGGAGGAGCUGGAAGAAAUCAAAAGGCAAAAGGCAGCAAAGGCAAAUGACAUUUUGCUGCUGCAGAAACGUCUCCGUGUCUUGACCGAAGAGAAGAGCAAGGAGCAUGAGAAAAUCACCGAGAAAGAGGUCUUCAAGGUAAAGAAUGAUCCGGAAUUGGAGGUGGAGUAUAAGCGACUCCAGGACAAUAAGCAGCACGAAAGUCUCUUACGGCAGCAGAAAGAGGAGGAACUGAGCGUGCUCCAGCAAAAGUUGAGGCGGCUGGAGAGAGAAAAGGCCAAGGAAGAGGAGAAAGUGACUGUGAAGGAAGUGCUGAAGAUGGAGAAGGACCUGAAUUUGGAGAACGAGGUGAACAACCUGCGGCGCCAACACGAAGAUGAGAUGGCCAAGAAACGAUCCCAUGACCGGGAGAUCGCUGACCUGGUGAAAAGGAUCAAGCUCCUUGAGGAGGAGAAGGCGAAACCAGUUGUUCAAGAGAAGGUGCGAGAGAUCGUUCGGCCCGAUCCAAAUGCUGAAAUGCAGGUAGCGCACCUGAGGAAUGACCUGAUUGAGCAGCAGAGACGCUACAAAGACGCCGAACAGCAGCUGAAGAGCAUCCACGAUGAAAUCACACACUUAAAAGAUAAAGGUCCAAAAGUUGAGAUAAAGGACAACAUUAAAGAGGUCAUAAAAUACAAACCAGAUCCUGAAACCGAGCAGGAAUUGGAGAGACUACGGGAUGAGGUUGUGGACAAAACACGCCAAGUGGAAAGAGCUGAGGUGGAGAUCAGUCAGUUAGAGAAAGAGAUUGAGAUGUUGAAGAACAGCAAACCUCCAGUUCAGACCAAGGAAGUUGUCAAUGAAGUUCUCCAGUACCGUGAGAAUCCCCAGACCAGGCAGGAGGUCGAGCUCCUGAAAGCCAAACUAAUAGAAGAACAGAAAAAACAGCUGGAGCAAGAGAGAGAGAGAGCCGUAAAUGAGGAAAACAUCCAACAGAAGAAGAGGGAUCUGGCGCAAGUGCGAGAGAAGGUGGUGCACCAAGAAGUGGUGAAGUUGGAACAAGAUCCAACCUUGAAGGCAGAGUGUGGCAACCUGGCAAGUGAAAUCGAGCAGGAGAGAAGGCAGAAGGAAAAUCUGAAAGCCCAGAUCCAAACACUGCAACUCCGCAAAGCUGACUUAGAAGAGCAGCUCCAGGAGCUGGAGGCAGAGAGGCAAGCUCGACGCAACGCUGAAUUGGAGGUCAAGAGACUGCAGCUGAAGCUGGAUGACCUAGAGGAGAAGGAGAAGGAGAUCCGAGAUAAAGUAACGGUAAAGCAAAAGGUAGUCCUGCAGCAGGAUCCCCUGCAAGAAAAGGAGGUCUCGCUGCUGAAAUUGCAUGUGGAAGAUGAAAAAGUAAGUCGAAAUAACCUUGAAAACCACCUCCAGGCUCUAAAACUCAAACAGAUAGAACUUGAAACAACAAAAGUCAAGGAGAAAAAUGUUGUGACGGAGAAAGUUCAGGUGGAGAGAGACCCGGAGACGGAGUUGGAAAUUGAACGCCUUCGGAAAAGUUUGGAGGACGAGGGGAGACUGAAGCGUGACCUGCAAAAUGAGCUGGACCACCUGCACGCCAAACUGUCAGACUCUGAGUUCAAAGACACAAAGGGGCUGAAGGACUUGGAGCAUUUGAGAGAGGAGAAUGCCAAACUGCAGAGGGAAAACCAAGAUCUGGUGAAUGAGUGCAGGAGGCUGCAGUCGGACAUACAAGUAACCGUUCAGCAAACCCAAGAGGUCAAGUCCGAGAAGACGGUGUCGAGUGUUGGUAACACCGAUCUUAUGGAGUCACGGUUUGAAUCCCUCCAGAAGGAGCUUGAUGAUCUCAGGCGGACAGCCACCUCCAAGGAUUCUGAAAUUGCAAAUCUGGAGAAGCAACUAGAUGCAAUGAAAAUAAAGAGAGAGCAGCGGGAGAACAGUUUAAGGCGUCACAUUGUAGUUAUAGAUCCAGACACCGGCAAAGAGAUGUCGCCGCAGGAAGCCUACAAGCUUGGCCUCAUUAAUUGGGACAUGUUUAUCAACCUGCAAAGUCAGGAGUGUGACUGGGAGGAAAUAACAGUAAAAGGUCCCUCUGGCACUUCCUCUGUUCUCCAUGACCGAAAAUCUGGUGAGAAGUUUUCCAUCGAUGAGGCUUUACAGAAGGGAAAGAUUACUGAGAAACAGUUUAAACAGUACCUGAACAAGGAGAUCCCUAUCCAAGAAUUUGCAGUCCUAGUGUCAGGAAAAUCCGACGAUACACAUUUACCAUCUCCAACCAAGCAUCAGCCAAACUCAUCCACCAGCUCUAGCCAGCUCCAGAACUUCUCGUCAACUCAUGAAAAGCAGCAGCCAAUCGGAGGCAUCUUUGACGUAGACGAAGAUCGGAAAAUGUCGAUCACCAACGCAGCUAACCGAAAUCUGAUUGGCACAGACACUGCCCUGAGGCUGCUUGAAGCCCAAGCUGCAACUGGUGGCAUUGUCUCUGUGAUUGACGGCAGCAAAUAUGACGUAAAGAAGGCUGCAGAACUUGGCCUUAUCGAUAGUGCAGUCGUACAGAAGCUCGCCAAUGCGGAGAGCGCCUACAAAGGUAUUGAAGACCCGAAAACCAAGACGUUACUUCCAGCCGCUAAGGCUGCCGAGCGCGGCUGGCUUUACCGUGAGUCUGCCGAACGGUAUCUGGAAGCACAAUACCUGACAGGAGGUCUGAUUGACCCUGUCACGUCCGAAAGAAAAUCACUAACCAAAGCAAAAUCGUCCGGGUUGAUAGAUGAUGAUGGUGCCAUAAAGCUCAAAGAUGAGACCUUUUAUCAGAAAGAUCUGGUGGACCCGAUCAGCAAACGUCGCAUCAACUACAGGGAAGCAUUGGAUAUAUCCAUUGUCGACCAGGAAACUGGACUUCUGCUGCUGCCUGUCUCCUCCAAGUCUCCCUAGUUCCUUUCCUACCAUGCAGUGAUCAACACACGAUCAUCUACAGCUAUUAAUGUACAGACCAACUUGAAAAGAGAAGAAUUAGAACUAUUGGAUAACUCCAGUUGACUUUAUUUGGGAUGUGGUGGGGGUGGGGGGGGGGGGGGAAGUUACCUGAAUUAAUGCCAAUAUUAAGAUUAGCACCUAUUGCUACUAUUUCAGGAUUGUGUUGUUUUCUAGAAGCUAUUGUAUUUUUUAAACAACGUUUAUGUCUUACUUUCCACUCCAAUGUAUUAAAUGCAAUAAAAUAUGAAAAGGGAGGCAACACA
Stegostoma tigrinum is the source of this 6333-nucleotide messenger RNA. RefSeq names its product periplakin (gene ppl). Bases 227 to 6028 code for a protein of 1933 amino acids. Lineage: Eukaryota; Metazoa; Chordata; Chondrichthyes; Orectolobiformes; Stegostomatidae. Gene Ontology annotation, biological process: intermediate filament cytoskeleton organization; wound healing. Gene Ontology annotation, molecular function: cadherin binding; structural molecule activity. The record is from RefSeq and is a predicted model, not a curated record. The transcript is spliced from 22 exons. Gene Ontology annotation, cellular component: cytoskeleton; membrane; cytoplasm.